Messenger RNA from Labeo rohita (rohu), 3328 nucleotides. RefSeq names its product interferon-inducible GTPase 5. The record is from RefSeq and is a predicted model, not a curated record. The coding region runs from base 273 to 1469 and encodes 398 amino acids. Gene Ontology annotation, cellular component: membrane. The transcript is spliced from 5 exons. NCBI's taxonomy places the organism in Eukaryota, Metazoa, Chordata, Actinopteri, Cypriniformes, Cyprinidae. Gene Ontology annotation, molecular function: GTP binding.
GAACAUUCUUGCUGUGUGGAUUCCUCAGAAAAAUUUGGUAAGAAAGAUACAGGCUACUGUGCUUAAAGCUCACUACACUUCUCUUCUUGGUCUGUUUUUUUUCUCUUGUCUUGUGCUCGGAAGCUUAUAGUCGGAUUGAAGUAAGGUGUACGCACUCACAGAUUUUGAUACUUGGAGUUGCAUCUUGGCAGAGCCAUCUUGCUCAGAAAUAUUUGCAUUAGCACCCCUGAAGAAACAACUAAGCUUCGAGCUUUUGAUCCAGAAUCACAAAGAUGGCUAAAUUUGAAGGUUAUUGUGUAACAACCCAGGAGAUUUUGGAAGAUAUUAAAGAUUCCAUAGCUACUCAGGAUCUCUCAUCAGCGGUGCACGCAAUCAAAGAAUCCCUUAAAAAACAGGAUCUUGUAGAGCUAAACAUUGGUGUGACGGGAGAGUCUGGUUCUGGAAAGUCCACGUUUGUUAAUGCAUUCAGGGGUUUAGGAGAUGAAGACGAGGACUCUGCUAAAACUGGUGUUGUGGAGACCACUACAGAGCCUGAGGUUUACCUGCACCCAAAAAUGAAAAAUGUAAAAGUGUGGGAUCUUCCUGGCAUUGGAACACCAAACUUUAAAGCUGAUGAGUACCUUAAACUGGUUCGGUUUCAGCGCUAUGAUUUUUUCAUCAUCAUUGCUUCAGAUCGGUUCAGAGAAUGUCACACUCAACUGGCCAAAGAGAUCACGAAAAUGAAGAAAACAUUUUAUUUUGUUCGUUCCAAGAUUGACUUGAGCAUUGAUGCUGAAAGAAGAAAGAAAAACUUUGACCUGAAAAAGACACUGAAUACCAUCCGAGAGAACUGUGAACACGGUCUGAGAAAGAUCGGUAUAGAGGAUCCUGUCGUGUUCCUGAUCUCUGGCUGGAAGCUCGGAAAAUAUGAUUUAAAUGCUCUGCAGGAGAGGAUGGAGAAAGAGCUUCCAGAGCAUAAGAGACAUGUGCUGAUGUUGGCUUUGCCGAAUAUCACGCUGGAGAUUAAUGAGAGAAAGAAGAAAGCUCUAGAGAAGAACAUUAAAAAGGUUGCCAUCCUGUCUGCUUGUGCGGCUGCUGUUCCUCUUCCUGGUCUUUCAAUCGCUGUGGAUUUAGCCAUUAUAGCAGCUGAGAUAAAGAGGUACUGCAACACCUUUGGUCUUGAUAAGCAGUCUUUGGUGAAGCUCUGUGAAAGAUAUGGGAAGAGAAUAGAGACUGUUGAGGAUCAGAUUAAGUCAGCUUGGUAUAAAGGAAUUUGCACAGGUACAAUCAUAACCAUACUAAGAGAGGUAUCCUUUCUGGCAACAGAAGAGACUGUUGAGUCUGUUGUUAGGUUUGUGCCCUUUUUAGGCUCUGUAGUGGCAGGAGCAAUGUCCUUUUGGGCUGUGUCAUCAACACUGAAGAGUGCUCUGAAUGACAUAGCAGAAGAUGCCAGGAAUGUGCUAAUGUUUUUGGUGGAGACUGAAGUGUAAUCAGACAGAUUCAAUGUACCAGCUAGUUAAAGUGGUUGCAAGGUGUAUAACCUUCAAUAGUUAAAAGUUAAUUAUUUUGGAAAGAACACAAUAGUUCUGGCACAUUUUAUACACAGAAUUUUAACAGAAAAUUCUGAUAACUAUUUAUGUUUUAUUGACUCAUUUUAAAAUGAGCAAUAUACUAAAUAUUAGAUACAAAAUAGUUAUUACUAAAUCAAUAUAUAUUCUCAAUAGUCAAAAAGUAACUGAAUUAAAACAAAAUGAUCAAACUGUACUAUGAAAACAUCCUGUAAAUUUCAGAAUUCAAAACUUUCUUGUUAGUCUAAGAAGAUCAACACCUGCUUCUACAUCACUACACACAAUUUGAAACAAAACGCAAUUUGGUAUCCCAAGUCUAUUUAAAUGGAAAAACCUGCACUCUCAGGACUGUUUGGUCAAUUUGUGUUUUUAUGACCUUUGAUGAAAUGCCAGGUUAGGAUGUUUUGGUUAUAGUAUCAGUAGGCACUGCUGGCUUUAUGGCUAAAUAUUGGUUUGAGACAUCAUUCCCAGAUGGAAACAUCAGACAGUAUUCUAAUGAUUCUGACCAGGGAACACACUUUAAUGGUCAGGUGUGUCAAGAAGUCUGUGGACUUCAUUGGAUUUUCAUAAUACCGACAAUGACAAUCAUCAUUUGAAAGUGGUAAUCACUCUCUGAAAUUAAACGUGGCAAAAUAUGGAAUGACAUACAUAACGUGGUAGAUGUCAUUCUAUUAUUUCUAUGCAUAACAUCAGUUUAUCAGCCCAGUUUUGGCUGAAGGUCAAAUGUUGCUGGUGGAGAUCAGGUGUGCACUUAAUUCAGAUGUUCUUCUGAUACAACGAUUAGUUUUAACUGAGGCAGUAGAAAAGGUUCAAAUUCAGGCUUUAGGACACAUGGAAACCUCCUUCAGAGGGGAGGCAGACAUAAAAUUGUGUCAAAAAUAACAGUUUAUCAUUAGCUACCCCUUCAGAUGCAGAAUAUGCAGAAUUAUUAAGCAUUUAAAUGGAUACAUAUUAGACAUUGUGACUUUUCUCAUUAAUUUUGAAUGAGACCAGGUGAAAUGCUGUAGGAUGAAGUCAUGAGGAAGAACCUUGUCUUUUAGUGACUUGGGGGCCAACCUCAUGAUGAACAUAUGGUGCGUGGGGGGCUACAAUGAUCAGCCUUCACCGGACUAGAGUUUAAUCGCCAGUCAAAUGGUGUCUAUGGUCUUUGUUUAUCUUUUGAGGUUAUAAUGGAGUCAAAAUAAUUCUGAAGAAGUUUGAGCAAUCUUUUCUUUCAAAAAGAACAGUCUCUGUUUUCCGUUUUGUUGUUUUUGUGUUUUCGCAGAUUAUUGUCAGUGACCUUUGAGAAAUUAGCUGAGAGGUUUGAGCCUUAUCAUAAAGACAAUAGUUUGUGUCGUCAAACAACAGCUAACAGAAUAACAGGAACUUCAGAGAAAGAGACAUGGAAGUUUGUGAUCUUCAAACUCAAGAUCUUCAAGAUCUUCUGGAAGAACAAAGCAAGCUACAGAGACAUUUCAAGAACAGGCUACAAAGACACUUCAAGAGCAGACUACUGAGACGACUCCUUGAGAACUGGCUAUUGAGACAUUUCAUGGAUAGAGGCAUUCUGAGCUACAAAAGAGAUAUCAAUCAUUUUAUACUGUUGUCAUGAGAUAAGCUAUAUGACCACUAAAUUUUAGAUGUUUUCAUCUAACUGUUUUGAAGUGUUGUGCUUUAUUUUUUAACACAUAUACAGGGGUAUUUUAAGACAUAUAUUGUCAUACAAAGUCAAUCAGGCCAAUUCAUGGGUGGUUUAUUAUUACCAUGCUGCAAGAUAUGGUCAAAACAUGACAUGAUGUGAU